ACACGCAUGCGCAUAAUCACGCCAUCUUGCAUGGAGUGUACGAAUUGGGAGGAGUUUGGAACUGCUAGCCAUAUGAUUUUACAACAUGAAUUUCAACGAUUCCUUACGAUCAAGGAAUUUUUAGGCUUAGCCGCGAUAUAGAUUUGGUCAAGAGGUCAUCAUUGGGAGAUAGGAAGGUGAGAGGACUUCCCGGAUAGAUCAUCAACAUCGAUUUCUGAACCUGAUCACUCCCUGCGACCUGAGAAAGAGAGAGAGGGGGAUACCAUUUGGUCAGGCGGGUGGAGGAACAAAUACCAAGCGCUAUAGCUGUAUUUGUGUGACCACUUGGACAACUUCACGUCCAAAAUUCCUGGGAUUGAAGCAGCGUCUGCUAGGCUCAUCGGCAUUGGAUUGAGCAACAGUCGUUCAUCAAUCACGUGGGCUGUGCCGCACCAAGGCCAUUUCAUCAUCGAGUGGCCAUUUGAGUUGCCUAAUUAAUAGGCUUGUCAUUUCACAUUUUUAUUCACAAAUGUGAUCUUAUGAUCUUUUGAAUAGCUGAAGUGGAUUUCCUCUGACUCGAUUAAAAAUGGAUGGAAAAGGUGUAAUAGAGAUGUACAUGAUAUAACCAGUCUUGUCAGCUAGAGAAGGAAAACAAAAAUAUUUCUUCAAGUUUUCUUCUAACAAUCCUUGGAUUGGAAAUUUAUGUACUUCAUCUUCCCCAUAAGGAAGUCCUAUUUUAGCUUGUAAAUACGUUGUGAAUAAUAUCAAACACCUUAUCAUCCACAAACAUUUGUCAGAUUCGUGUAAUGAAAUUUUCUUUUACAACCUGGAUGUGAUUCUUGAGGGGUGCACAAGGCGUCCCAAUCCAUUCGAUGAGUCCGUUCAUCUUGUUCCAUCAUCUUCCGCCUGAACAGCGCCCCCAGAAACCUCUGCAGCCAUGCCUUUGCCGACGCGUGUGGCACAGAUCAAGGACUUGGAGGUCCAAAGACUCUUUUCAGAUGAAGACCCAGAGAAACUCUUUACAGGCAUGACAGAGAUUGGGCAUGGGAGCUUUGGUGCCGUCUAUCAUGCAACAAACACAAUAACGGGAGAAGUAGUGGCAAUCAAGAAAAUGUUAUAUAAUGGAAAAUCAUCUACAGAGAAAUGGCAAGACAUCAUCAAGGAAGUUAGAUUUAUUCACAGAGUACGGAAUGCAAACUGUAUAGAGUUCAAAGGAUGCUAUCUCAGAGAACACACUGCUUGGCUUGCCAUGGAGUAUUGUCUUGGAUCUGCAUCAGAUGUUUUAGAUGUACAUAAGAAACCUUUACAAGAGGAUGAAAUAGCCGCAGUGUGUGAGGGCGCUCUUCAGGGUCUACAAUACCUUCACAACUAUGAGACAAUACAUAGAGAUGUUAAAGCUGCCAACAUUCUUCUCACAGAGCAUGGGACUGUUAAAUUAGGUGACUUUGGUUCAGCUUCAUUAGUAAAUCCAGCCAACUCAUUCGUAGGAACACCAUUUUGGAUGGCUCCUGAAGUAAUACUUGCCAUGGAUGAGGGGCAGUAUGAUGGCAAGGUUGAUGUCUGGUCACUAGGAAUAACAUGUAUUGAAUUAGCUGAAAGAAAACCACCGUUAUUUAACAUGAAUGCCAUGAGUGCCCUGUAUCAUAUUGCUCAGAAUGACCCUCCAUCAUUAUCAACGUCUGGCUGGAACCAGUGCUUCCAUGAUUUCAUCAAGGCUUGCCUGGCCAAGGAGCCUGACAGCCGCCCCAGUGCAACACAGCUAUUACAGCUGGAAUUUGUAACAAGGGACAGGCCUAACAACGUGUUGAUUGACUUGAUAGAGAAGACAAGGAAGGUGGUACGUGGGAUGGAUAAUAAGAAUGUUGGUAGGAUAGCACAACUUUUCAAAGGUCACUCUAACAAACCAAGGGAUGAGGACACGGAGGUCAGCACAGAUGAUCAGCCGUCCGGGGAUUCAUUUGACCCCAGUGAGCCCACCAACAGUAUGAGCAGUGUAAACGACCACAGUGAGGAUAGCAGUCAAUCAGGAAGCGUCAACAGUAUUCAACCUUCAAAGGAUGGCACUGCUGACAAUGCACAGAUGCGCAAUGAGAGGUUACCGAGUGAAAGCUUGAGUGCAAGUAUGACGUCUGAGACAACGCCAGAGCUACCAUUCACAAGAGAUGACAGCUAUCGUGAGAAUUUCAAGACUAUCAGGCCUACAUCAGUUGUUACUAGACAGAUGAAGGAACAUGAGAAUGAGCAGAGGCAACAAUUUUCAGGUUACAAGAGGAUGAGAAGGCAGCAUCAGAAACAGAUUCAGCAGCUGGAAAGCAAGCUCAAACAAGAGAUGGAUGAGCUGAGGGAUAAACUAGAUAAAGAAUUCAACCAGUGUGUGCAAGCUAAUGUUAAAGAACUAGAUAAGCUCUUAGCGAAGCAUACAACAGAUAUUGAGAAGAAGGAGAAAGCAGCAGGUAGCGAGGAGAAGAAACUCUUAAAGACAAUCACAUCCCAGCAUGAAUCCGACCUAAAAGCCUUCCAGAUCAAACAGAAGAAAGAUUACAAACACAACAAGGAACAAAUGAGAAGAGAGUUGGACAGUACUCCCAAGAAGGAGCAUGAAGCCAAGAUGCGUCAACACAAGGAAUCUCUUCAUCUGGAGCAGCAGAGGGCUGAAAGUGACCUGCAGGACAGGCAGCAUCAGAGGCUAGACAAAGAGAUGAGGAAACUCAAAGGGAAAUUACUACUCAGCAAACAGACCGUUGAGCAGGACCAGCUAAGAGAGGAGCUUCACAGGAGACAGGUAAUGAAGGAGAUGGAGCAUGUGAUGGCUCUACGGCACCAUGAACAGAUGCAGUCUAUCGAAUACCGUCAUAUGAAACAGAUUCAGGCUUUACGCUCAGAGCAGAUGGAGAAACAGUUCAACACAGAGGUGACCAACCAGGCUGAGUAUAACAAGACGGCUCAGCAGGAUCUACGCAAGAAACAUGCACUUGAAGCAAAACAACAGCCCAAGGAACUCAAGGCCAAAGAGCAGAAGAUCAAGCGUCAGUACAGUGAAGUAUGCAAGACCCAGAUGCGUCAGUUCAAAGCCCUACAGCAGCAGGUAUUACAGACAAUGCCUCGAGAGAAACAUAAGCAGUUCAUUAAGAAGAUGAAAGAGGAACAGACGAGAAAAAUGGCCAUUUUAGGGGAACAGUACAGACUCAGCAUACAGGAAAUCAAUAUAUCAACAUCGGUUAAGUUGGAUCAGUCCCAGGAGCAAGAGUGCAAUGAGCUACAGGAACGUCUCCGCCAGGAGAUGGACUUGCUCCAUGCCUACCAGAGCAAGACUCGGCUCCAGCAGGAGGCACAGCAUCAGAAGGAGAUCAAGGACCUUGAUGAACGAGUCUCCAUCAGGAGGGCUAAACUAGAGCUUAAGAUUGAAGAAGAUUCUGCCAAACUCGAGCAGGAGAAGUCAGAUCGGAAACGGAAGCUGUUUGACAGACAAAAGAGAGAAACGGGCGAGUUCAACCGAGAGAUAAGUAGCUAUGGUCUAGAGCAGCUUUCAAUCAAUGAGAUCAAGAGUGAGGUGUAUGGAGGAUCACGACCACAAUCUAUGAUUGAGACAAGGGGCAGUAACAACUCCUCACCUCGUAACGUCCGACGGGAGAGCUCAUUCUCAUCAAGCUUCACAUGAUGAUGAGGGAUGCCCUGCGUUCUUUUUUUUUCUUAUCCAUUAUUAUUUUUGCCAAUUUUUUUUUGUGUUUGACUGCAUAUUUUUAUUACUCUUGCAUUGCUUCAUUGAAUAGCCACCUUCUCUUCCUCCCCAUGCUUGUAUAUGGGUGAUGUAUUGAGCUUUGUAGAGACUUACCACCCCUUGUAGCUCGGGAGGAGUUAGUGUUCAAUCAUUGAAGCCCUGUCAUGAUGUCCUUUGCUUAAUGUACUAAAUAUUCAUUCAGUGAAUGGUUGCAAAGGACCUGUGACACUUAGCAAGGUAUUGCUGAGUGAGAUAGCUGCAUGUU
Messenger RNA from Lytechinus variegatus (green sea urchin), 3962 nucleotides. RefSeq names its product serine/threonine-protein kinase TAO1-like. The coding region runs from base 917 to 3637 and encodes 906 amino acids. Gene Ontology annotation, biological process: protein phosphorylation. Gene Ontology annotation, molecular function: ATP binding; protein serine/threonine kinase activity. NCBI's taxonomy places the organism in Eukaryota, Metazoa, Echinodermata, Echinoidea, Temnopleuroida, Toxopneustidae. The record is from RefSeq and is a predicted model, not a curated record. The transcript is spliced from 19 exons.